AUGUCUUUAAAUUUUGAUCUUUUUGUAGAAAGUGAGUAUAGAGAACUGGGUGCAGUUGCUUUUAAAAUUUUUAGAAGAUGUGUGAAUGCAGCUUCAGUUGAGAAAAUGUGUCAUUUAUGGGUUUUUUUACAUACAGCUCGUCAUAAUUUAAUUAAUGAUAAAGUGUUGGCAAUGAGUCAACUUUUUGAAGAUUCCGAAGUUGAAUAUUCUGAAAUUCCUGAAGAUACUGAAAAUGCUGAAGAUAAUACUAAUAUUAUUAUUUAA
This is a messenger RNA of Rhizophagus irregularis DAOM 181602=DAOM 197198, 264 nucleotides long. Lineage: Eukaryota; Fungi; Glomeromycota; Glomeromycetes; Glomerales; Glomeraceae. The record is from RefSeq and is a predicted model, not a curated record.